AUGUCCGAGAAAAAUGGACAAGGAGCAGCAGUACAGUGGACGAAAGCAGGAGGAGGUGGAGGCGCAACGACAGGGCAUAAACAACAUCAACAGAUUCAACAGGGCAUCUCACCCAUUUAUAAUGCAAAUGUGGUGGGAGUACCACUAGGUUUAACAACGACGGCAUGGUCUGCAUCUGCAUCUUUAUAUGGCGCAACAAAUCAUAUAAGCGGUGGCAGUGGCAGCCAACAUGAUGUAGUAUCAUAUGCAUCUGCACGCUUUCAGGCGCCACCACCGUUGGAACACAGUAGUGCAGCAUCAUCGUCACACCCAGCAAUACCACACUCAGCGAGUUCGAGUUCUAAUGUACCUGUACCGAGUGGAUUUGUACCGCCGUCAUUUGCUGUUGCAUCGUCUGCUACAGCUGCUGCUGCUGCAACAACAUCCGUUUUAACACCAAAUCCAUAUUCUGCACCCACUAUAGCGGCUCAAAAUACCCUGCUUGCCAGUACAACUAAUCCACAUGGUCUGCAUCAGUCUGCCGCCCUAGCAUCUCAACAAUUUCCCGGGCAAACAUUACACGGACCCUUCGGCAUGGAUCAGUUUCAACAUUUAAAUGUUCAACAACAAUUCGAGCUAAGCAAAUUAAUGGCAGCUGCAACAUUUGGCUCGAAUCAAAUUGCCGCCUCUAUAGGACCAACAAAUUUAACAUCUUCCAGUAAUAGCGCUAGUGGUGGUCCUUUAAUUUCGGCGACAACGACCACAACUUCAACCUCCACUACAGCGUCAGCCCUCUCACCAUCAAUAAGCCAAUCUUCAUCUAGCCGUCAGCCACAUACUACACCAUCAAUACCAUUUGCCAAUACUGGAGGAGGAGGUGGAGACAUGGAACCAAAUACGAGUGUUGCUGGUGCCAUCAGCAAUCAACUGGCGGAACAGGUCAUUAACACAAUAAGUACAGGGAGUUCGGGUAGUAAAUUGGCCCCAACACCGAUACAUGGACGUCUAAUGGGUUUAGGUGUAAAUGCACCCGACGAAGAAAAACUGCGUCGUAUACAAGAGGUUGUCGAAUGGGGAAUAAGCGAUCACGCCAAACAGCAAAUUGUACAAAUAUUGGAUCGUAUAUCAACAUUAAGACCGGUAGAAAAGCUAUUGCUUUAUUUACGUUUGCCGGGGGAGCAACCAGAAACAGAUCCCUUGCGUCAACCACAAAAUCCCCUAGGAACUCGAUCUGAAAUUAAUCACACCAUCAAUUGGGUACGCACGCAUUUGGAACAAGAUCCACAGGUUUCAAUACCCAAACAAGAUGUAUACAAUGAUUAUUUAGUCUAUUGUGAACGCCUAAAUAUAAAACCAUUAUCAACAGCCGAUUUUGGUAAAGUUAUGAAACAAGUUUUCCCCGGCAUACGGCCUAGACGUUUGGGAACACGAGGCCAUUCGCGUUACUGUUAUGCAGCUAUGCGUAAAACUAGCAAACUACCAGCUCCACAUUUGCCAACGCUAACGACGACCACAGCAAAAUCAGCGAUUAAAGGCGAAACAAAUGCCGCCAAUGAAUCUGGCGAUACAUUUUCCGAUAAAAUCGAUGAAGAUCAAGAAGAAUCUUGGUCUGUAAUUAAACAGUGGGCUGAGAAUGUUCUACAUGUCAAGGUAAAUGAUGUUAAUGAUUUGGCAAAUCAAAUAAAAGCCAAUGUUGCCCUGCCUCAAGGGCAUCAUACAUCCUUUACGGCGGCAGGUACCACAAAAACUGGCAGUCAUAUGAUACAUAAGAAAUAUGCACAAAGGGAACCCAAAGAAAAACGAGUUAUGGCUGAUAUGGGUCCAUUAAAGAAGCGACGCAAAAAGAAACGCAAAGGUUCCUCUUCUUCUGAAUCCAGUUGCCAUCAGACGAAUACGGCAAUCGAACAGGGGUCAUCCGGACACGGGCCUCAGCUAUCCCCAGCCAAUAGUUCAAAAGGCAGUAGUCAACGCAAUCCUACAUCGCCACUGAUAACCGCCGCAGAUGAUGGACAAAAAUUACUUAACGCCACCACCACGGUCAAGAUAAAACAAGAAAUUGUUGAUUCGCCUGGGUUUGGAGCAGCAACAUCUACCAUUGUGUCGGCACAUUCGACAGACACUGAUUCCGCCAAGCACAUACCCAUAUAUCAUCAUCAGCAUCCACACAUAAAUCAACAAAGUCAACAACAGCCAAUUAAUUUGGCAGCUGAAACAAGAGGUGGUGGAGCACAUGCUGCUGGUAUCGGAGUUAGACCUACUUCUGCCAGCCUAACAGGCAGUGCGUUUGAGCAUGUGCGUUCGCCUGCAAUACCAACAAACUCAAAUUCAAGUACAACAACGGCAGUGAAAAAUUUAACACCAAAAAUUAUGGAGCUUGCGGUGGAAAACCAACCAACGCAACAAACUUCGGCAACAAUCCACAAUGCUGCAACCAUAAAACAAGAAGUGGGUGUCGAUGAUUACCAAACAACAAAUAUCUUUUGUAAAAAAGUGCGAAAAGCUCAAGAAUCAAAAAGCUUCUGGCCAAAUUCUCCAACAUCCAAUAAUAGAACAACAUCCCUAACCGUAACAAGUGCUUCCAGGCCAGUUCUACCCAUAAUAACAACAACAGCAUCCACACCACCUCCAGUGGCUGCAAGUGUUAUUACAUCGCCGAAUAACAAUGAGGCCGGUAAUAACAACAAUUCCAGUGCCUUGGGUCCCAGUGCAGUAGUAGUGCCAACAUGUUAUUCGAUGGGACCUCCGGCACAAAUGGCCCCCUCUACAAGCCCAAAUAAUCACCACGAGGACGCAAUGGGCCAGCCAAAAGUUGUCUCUAGGAAUUUGCAACAAUUGCGAGCCAAAAAAUUACUAGGCGUAAAUCCCGCAGCAUGUGAUCCGCCCGAUUUGAGUGCUGCCGUUAAAGAUGCCGCUGAUCUACCCGAGAAUUUGGGCUUACCACGUGAACGAGUCAUCAGCAUAUGCAAUAUGGAUAAACAUGAAUUAGACGACUACUUUUUACCCGAAGAAGAAAAUUCUGAAGACCAAGAAACCGAACUGCUUCAAUAUUUUCAGAUGGGAGACGCUGAGGAAAAAUUAACAAAAAAUUCUUCCUCCGAUGCUAAGCGACACAGUUAUCCAACAGUAACACCAGUGAUAUCAAAUACGACUCUGACAUCAUCCGCAUCAUCAUCGUGCCUAACAACGGUGACAAUGAUGUCUGGAGCGACAACUUCAUCGGCAGCCGCCGUUGGAGCAGCAGCAGCAAGACAAACCCUAACAACGAUGAAUGCCAGCAACAGCAGCAUUAAGCGUGAUAGCUCAACAAAUAAUGAAAUGAGCAACUUUAAACCGGCUACGAAGCAGCUAUCACAACAGGCUCUAAACUAUUUGAAAAGUUCGAAUGCAUCAUCUUCCCUGUUCAGUGCGAACAACAACAGCAGCAGCAGGGAGUCUUGUGGCAAAUUUGUAUCAUCUUCAAAGCAUUUAACAUCUGCUGUUGGAACUGCCUCAGCGUCUCUAGAACAUUUAACACAAAAGCAUCAUCAACAACAACAGUUGUUGCCAAAUCAACAACAAUUGCAACAACCUCCUCAACCACCCGUAAAGGUUUCGUAUAAACGUAAAAUAAAUUUAAAUGCUUCGUCAUCCUCUGAUAUAACGGCAGCAAGAAAAAAUUAUAUUUUCGAACCCAUAUCACCGAACAUAAAUAGCACAUCUACAACAUCAUCGGGUCACAACACAGGCGGAAAUGGUGGUGGGAGUCAUAGCACUAAUACUGGAUUUUUUGCCAGCCCCCAUUUUAGCCGCCAACUAACCAAACAACAAUCUUUAGACUCCGAAUCAUCGUCUGAUCCAAUGAUAGGUGCGACCCGAAGAAGGCGUACAUAUAUGACUACAAUGACAUCAGCUUCAGCUCCCCCUAGUCCAUCGGUACUGAAACAACAACACGAACAACAAUUAUUUGCCCUAUCAAAUAAUAUUUUUUUAGAGCAAUGGCCAACGGCAACGAACUCCUCGUCGGUCUUUAAUAGUUUGCAUGGUUCAAAUCAAAAUCAUGCUGCCAUGUUGGAUCAAAAUUCCCUAGAUUUAGAUUUAUUUGCCGAAGCAGCUGCUGCCACAGCCACCGCAUCCUCAUCAUCAAUCUGUGCCUCUCAAAACCAACCGCCAUUAGUUUCGCAAACAUCACUAAAAGAAAGCGAAACAAUUUUAAAUGAUUUGACACAACGUUCCCGUUCUGUGCCAUUGUCACAAUUGCAACGAUCACAUUCGCCUACCUUCAAUCGUGCUUUUCAAUUGAACUCCUCCGCUGCGGCCACAGCUUAUUCGGCGUGUAAUUCAUUGGCCCAAACGCCAAUACCCACCGAAUUCAUUGAUUCGGUAACAAUGCUCUCCGAGAACAGUUGCAGCCAACAAAGUUCAUCGAUCAAGCUGGAAGAAGUGGGCGGCAAUGUUGUGGGCUCAGAUUCGACUGCUUUGCUAGAUGAGGUGGACGUAAAUGAGAUAUUGUCUUCGCCAGAUUUUGGUAAAUUUUCCAGAAUUACACAAUCAGGUGGCAGUUCAACUGGUACAAAAACAUCUUGCUCGUCGGCAGGAUCUUCGUCCGGAUAUAGCAGUGCGGGCCAAUUUUCUUUAUCUCUCAGCAGUUACGGUGGUAGUAAUGGCAAUGGUGUAGGCGGUGCCAUUAUGUCAUCCACAGCUUCAAUUUCUCGAUCUGUGCCUUCAACACCAUUGCCGCAUCAGAAUCCAUCCUGUAUGCCGGGCAAUGGUAACAGUUUCUAUCGACGACGUUUUGCCAAUAAUUGUCAACCGCUGGGAGGUAAUUAUUUUUCAUCAACGGGCAAAUAUGGUUAUGGCAAUAUGAAUACAACACUGUCUAGAUCGGCAUGUGACAUAUCUAAAUCUAUGCCCUCCACACCCAUAACAACAACGCCGAGUAGUUUUCGCUAUAGUCCAACAGAAUUUACAAGAGAUUUCCUUAUAAAUGGCAAUACCAUCGAUGAUAGUCUAACAUCAUCAUUUGGCACUGUGGGGACGGAUAAUUUAAUGGGAUCAGAUGUGGUGGGUGUAGACGCUCCCCUACUCAACGAAGAGGAUUCACUAAUAAAUGGAUCAAGAGGCGAUAAUGAUGUUAUUUCUCCUGAUUUUUGUGCCCAGACCGCCGCGGAUUCAUCCAUUUUAAUGGGAAAUAAUAGUGGUUUGGGUGGAUCGGCGGUGGCGGCGGGAGUAUCGUCGACAACAACCGGAUCGGAUAGUAAUUUGCCUGAAGAGCAAGUCAAAAGAAAACGACGUUUAAAGCCGCAAAAGUCACAUGACUCCAUAAUGGAAGAAAACAUUUUAGAAAAUGAACCACAAAGUACAGAAACUGAUGAUGAUGACGACGAUGAUGUGGAUAAUGAUAAUAAUGGAGCUAUGAGUCUUUUGUUGGCCGAAGUUGGAAAGCUUUAA
Messenger RNA from Musca vetustissima, 5406 nucleotides. RefSeq names its product mucin-19. Gene Ontology annotation, biological process: regulation of transcription by RNA polymerase II. The transcript has 6 exons. Lineage: Eukaryota; Metazoa; Arthropoda; Insecta; Diptera; Muscidae. The coding region runs from base 1 to 5406 and encodes 1801 amino acids. The record is from RefSeq and is a predicted model, not a curated record. Gene Ontology annotation, molecular function: DNA-binding transcription factor activity, RNA polymerase II-specific; RNA polymerase II cis-regulatory region sequence-specific DNA binding.